UAUAAUAGUCAUUUAAAUCUUAUAGCUACUGCUGGAGUUAAUAAUCAUGUGUGCUUGUGGAACCCAUAUGUAGUCUCUAAACCUAACGGUGUAUUAAGAGGUCAUAUGGCUGGUGUUAUUCAAGUACAGUUUAUUAAGAAUCGUGGUCAGUUGAUCAGCUUUUCUAAAGAUAAAGUUUUACGUUUAUGGGAUGUACAAUUACAAGUCUGUAUCCAGAGAUUAGCAGGCAUGUUUCCAAAAGGACCAGAAGUUUAUACAACUCUAUUUUUUGAUGAUAGUAGAGAUAGAAAUGGUAACGAAAGGAAUCGUUUAUUUACAACAUUUAACUAUCAAAUUACCAUGAUGGAGAUGAAGUUAGAGAUCAAAAAUCGUGUAGUUAGUCACGAUAAACCGGUCAUAUCAGCUAUAUAUAAUACAGUAUUUAAUCAGGUAGUCAGUGUCUGUCAAUCAGGAACCAUAAUCAUGUGGAUGAUUGAUACAGGUCAAAAGGUCAAACAGUUUAACAAAGUUCAUGGUAAUUCAGAAGUAACAUGUAUUGCUCAAGAUCCUACUGAAACUCGUAUUUAUACUGGUAGUACAGAUGGCACUGUGAAGGUUUGGGAUUUUAAUGGUCAUUGUUAUCAUGUAUUAGAAUGUGCUGGAGGUCAACCUGCUGACCUAGGUCAAAUAUUAAUAUUAAAGAGAUCAGUUAUUGUUAUUGGUUGGACAAGGUUUAUAACAGUGUUUCGAAAUACAAGUUUUAAAGAUUAUCAUGUACAGCCAUCUGAUUGGAAGGGUGGACAGGCUCACACAGAAGAUAUAUUAAAUGUUACUUUUAUGGGUCCUCACACACUUGCUACUGGAUCAUAUGAUGGAGAAAUUGUCAUCUGGAACACUAACUCAGAGCUAGCUACAAGACAUAUGAGUCAAAGAUCUAAAAGAGAAGUAAUCAAAUCAAGAAGUAAAUCAUUCAUAACAAAUAAAGAGCCAUCAACAUUAAGUGUGGUUGGUGAAGAAACAGAAGGUGUAAGACCUACUACAGGACAUAGUAAAUCUCGAGCUUUAUCUAGAGUUAGUGAAGGUAGUAAUGAUGAACAGAAUGAGUUUGGCUGGGCCAUUUGUAAGUUAUUAUUCCUUGCAUCAAGGAAAGCUAACUCUGCCAGUCGUGGGGCCAAUCUAGUGUCUUGUGGUGGCAAUGGCUGGGUAAGAUUCUGGAAUGCUAAUCAUGGUACACUGUUAGCUGAGUUUGUGGCACAUAAGCAUGCUGGUAGCAUUAAAAUGGCUACUGAUAAGAAUAAUCAGUAUUUAGCAACUGGUGAUGUAGAUGGUAAUAUUAAAGUAUGGGAGAUCAUUGAAUAUUGUUUACAUGAAUCAGAGGAACUCCUUAAAACACCACCUAAAUUAGUAUCAGAAUUUCAACCACAUAUAGAUAUGAUCAACACACUGGAGAUCUGUGAGAGAAAUGAACGCCUGCUAGUUAUAUCAGCUUCCUGUGAUUGUAGUGUUGCAGUUUGGGAUGUAUAUGGAAAUAAAAUUGGAAUAUUUGGACAGGAAGAACAUUGGAAAGUUGAACCAUAUUCACCAGAAGAACUAGAAGAAAGAAUAGACACACCAAAAGAAGAUGAAAAUAAAGAAGUGAUAAUGGAUGUAGAAAGAAACAGUGAUUGGUCACCUGAUGAACAAGCUAUAGAUAAUCCACAAGAAUACAGAAUUAACUCAUGGAGUAAAACUUUCCUAGGUAAAGAUUAUCAAGAAUUAAGAGUGUGUAAAAGAGAAAGACGUCAGCCUAGUACUAUACCCAAUCUACCCUAUUUACACUGGGAGAAAACUGGACAACCACCAGCAGGUCCUUAUUCUGCUCUGCGAACAUCGGAACUAAAAUCGGUUGAUACACUAAUCAAACCUGAUGCAGAGAAAUAUUUUGUUGAACGUUCCCAAAGUACCGAGUAUCUUCCACGUCUCCCAGCAUUAUCUGAGUCACUGAACACUGCCUUUGAUGAGAAAUCGUUGUUCCCGAAAUAUAUUUUGGAUUAUGAAGCAAAGAUGAAAAAAGAUCAUAAUGCUGCUUUAAGUCAGUCGUUGCAGAAGACUAAAACUCUCCGCACCAGUUUUCAAAAUAUUCUUCAGAUGUCUCAAGGAGGAACCUCUUCACCGAGACGAAAAGCUGUUCCAAAACUAAAACCUUUAAGUAUGCUCAGAAAGUUAUCAGCUAUGCAAACAGAUUGAUUUACUUGGUUUUAACCAAGUAAAAAUUACUAAUGGGUGGUGGAAACCUAGUCUCUGUUACCCGGAACCAUAUUGUCUUCGACCUCUCUGUCGACUAAUAUCAAAUCAGUGUGUUUGAGACUAAUGCAAACUAUACUAGGCCUACAUUUUUGUCCCUCAGGGGACUAUUAAAAUAGGUCUAUCCGCCUGUCCGUCCGUCUGUCUGUCCGCCACUUUUUGGGACACAAUAAAUCUCCUUCUAAUUGAGCUGUUCCAAAACUAAAACCUUUAAGUAUGCUCAGAAAGUUAUCAGCUAUGCAAACAGAUUGAUUUAUUUGGUUUUAACCAAGUAAAAAUUACUAAUGGGUGGUGGAAACCUAGUCUCUGUUACCCGGAACCAUAUUGUCUUCGACCUCUCUGUCGACUAAUAUCAAAUCAGUGUGUUUGAGACUAAUGCAAACUAUACUAGGCCUACAUUUUUGUCCCUCAGGGGACUAUUAAAAUAGGUCUAUCCGCCUGUCCGUCCGUCUGUCUGUCCGCCACUUUUUGGGACACAAUAAAUCUCCUAAUUGAGCUAGAAUGUUCAAACUUUAUGUUGGUGUUUAUUAGGUGAAUGCCUUGGUGGAGUUUGAAGAUGAGCAUUUUCUGCUUAGGCUAAACAGAGAUAAGCAAUUUGAUUGGUUGAUGCUUUGGGACACGAUAAUUAAGUGAGUGAUGAAACUUGGGGUAUAGUUUCAUUGCAUCAAUACCUUGGCUAAGUUCGAUGAUUGAGCAUUUUCUGCUUAGGCUAAGUAUGUAGAUACUUCAAUCUGAUUGGUCGAGACUUUGGAAGAUAAUAACUCUUCUUCUAAUUUAGGUAGAAUGUUGAUUGCUCGAUACUUUACAAAACGAUAAAUGUGCAAUUGAUUAGGAUGUGUCAUCUAAUUAUUUUUGGAUUUCGCGGGGGACAUCAGCCUCACUUUUGGCGUGUUUAUCUCUCAGUUUAGGUCGGGACUGUAUUCCUCGCUAAUUCGGGGAACAAAAGGCGCUUAAAUGAGAUAUUACAAAGCAGAAGGGUGUAACAGAUUCUGUUGUGUUAUGAUCACAUAUUGUUAUAUAGUCUCUAACUAGCCUCGUUGAACCAGUAGGCCAGUAAAUUUAACAAACAGUAGUGCUGGAAAGUGUUUUAGACGAUUGAAAAAACAAAAACUAGUUUAGACGUCAUCUUGAUCUAUAUAAGGAGUCAAGGUAUUCCAGACAAUUAAAUAAAGAAAAUCUAGGUUAGAUAUCAUCGUGAUGUCGGUGUUCAUGGAUGAAACUUGCCAUGAAAUCGACCGUCAAGCUUGUUAUAUAGCCAACAUCUAACAAUAAAUAAGAUUGCUGAACAAAUUAUCAUUUUUAAAUGAAAUGAAAUGGGGUUUAACGUCCUAAUGUUCAGCUCCGAACUGGGCUAUAAUAAAAACGGGCAUACGCCAUACAGUGUGCUAUGAGGGAGAUUUUGCCCGGACAGCGGCACUACGGCCUACUCUUGUAUCGAAUUCCAACUUUCAAGGGUUAUUUUACGUGCAUGCCAAUGUGUACACGGCCCCUCGGUUUUUCGUACCAUCUGAACGACUAGACAGCUGUCCUUGUCUGGCCCUUCUUCCUGCAUCCCUGACAAGGGGGAACCACGCCAGAAAAUCUGGAUAAACUUUCUCCACCAUUGCAGGGAUCGAACACCCGACCUCCAGGUCAUUUUUAAAAUAAUCUGAAUGAACCGGAUAGAUAUCAAUCGAAUUCAGGCAAAUAAGUGGCGAAAGAGUUAUUGGGAUUAUCGACUAUCUACAGUUUAACACCGGUUUUAUGUUUGUUUAAUCUAUGCUACAGCUGUGAUAUUUACUGGAUCAUGUUUGAUAUUUAAAAUUACCUGCGAUCAAUUGUGUUACUCCUACGGUAUACAGUUUGUACAUUAUUAUAUGUUGAAUAUAUCAGUAUUAUAAUCCUUUUGAGAAUUUCCGUAAUAAUAUAUUAUAUUGUUUAUUUAUGCA
This is a messenger RNA of Patella vulgata (common limpet), 4190 nucleotides long. Its product is annotated as WD repeat-containing protein 49. Gene Ontology annotation, molecular function: protein binding. The transcript is spliced from 18 exons. Lineage: Eukaryota; Metazoa; Mollusca; Gastropoda; Patellidae. Bases 106 to 2205 code for a protein of 699 amino acids. The record is from RefSeq and is a predicted model, not a curated record.